Molecule: messenger RNA, 5581 nt
Organism: Entelurus aequoreus (snake pipefish)
Lineage: Eukaryota; Metazoa; Chordata; Actinopteri; Syngnathiformes; Syngnathidae
Product: limbin-like
Exons: 23
Coding region: 918-4943 (1341 amino acids)
Biological process (GO): smoothened signaling pathway
Cellular component (GO): ciliary membrane; plasma membrane protein complex
Source: RefSeq, a predicted model, not a curated record
GGCUGGUCAUGUUUUCCACGUCUCCAUCCUCGGGCUCCAGGAGCCUCCUGGCAUUGAGACCCUGACGGAGCAAAGUUAGUGGUGGACAUUCAACACGGUUCAACUUAAAGGCGCUUGCCUACUUGUCGCGUCAGAAUGAGAGACUUCAGGCAGAAGACGUAGAAAAGGGCAGCAGCUAAUAUUCCACAUAGUCCUCCGCACGCCGUGGCGAGGGUCAGCAGCCCCGAGUAAACCUGCUGAGACUCGCCUAAACUCACCGAAACGUCCCUUAAACAUUCGCCCGUCUCCGCCUCCGACAUUUUUACAUCGGAGCAUCAAGAUUUGGGGGAAAGUGAUGUUGACAGAAGCCUCGAAAUCCCCAACGACAAAAUGGUGGUCGUAACUUUGACCUAACAUAUCAUGAAGUUUGGAGUGCGCGUUUAAACUGUAAGACAAGAAUCUUUGCAAAGUGUUUACCCAAACUUUUACCAAAGCAGAACUCACAUCGGAAUCCAACCGAGCGGUGACAACAAUAUAUUUAUUUCAAUGUAAAGGUUCUAGUCUUAUAUAAAUAUAAUAAUGUACAGGUUCAAACCCACAUAAAUCAGUACAAAAACCAUCAAAUAUCGUCUUUAUAUUAUUUAGACUAACCAUAUGUGCAUUGUAUACGUGAUAACGGAAUUAUUUCGUCGGUAUUAUUUUAGUUUGAAAAACGUAACCGGAAACAGAUUUUAACUGGAUUGAAAACAUUCCCGUCAAUUUCCAACUUUUGGGAAGAAAGACAGUUUUGAAACGGAAUGUCACAAUUUGUGUCAAUAGUCUGGCCUUUUAUUGUUCGUCUAUAACCACGAAGCGACGAAUGUGUGCUUUUCCAACAUCGGCAAUGCUGCAAGUUGUUGGCUUACUGCUCACCCGCGUGAGAAUGUAGCCAAAAACGAAUGUUUCAGGCUCCAUUGAUGGCGGGAAAAGUCACGGCAUGCUGCGUUAUUUUAGUGUCGUGUUUUUAUCCCACCACCCCGUCGACGGGCCGGCGUCCUGGCGGCGUUCGACGCGAGGCACCGGGCGUGGUUUGGGAGUUCAGCGCUGGUCCUCACCGUCCACGUAACGGGACAUGUCAGUUUACACGCUGGUCUACCAUCACUGUGUCCAACAACAAGAGAUGUCACACCAAGUCCAGCGUCCUUGGAACCAAACAUAGAGGAGGGAAGUCGGCAGUGCAUCAGCUCCAUAGACACCGUACAAUGGAAUUUUGCAAAGCAUAUUCUUCUGAAAGGCCUGUAUCCUCAUCUGCUCCGUCCGGCCCCUGGACACACUCCUUUUACACCUCCUUUCGCCACAUCAAAACCAUUUUACACCUUAGAGAGCGGAGAAGCUUACUGACCAGGUUCAAUCUUGGCCACACGCUUCCUCAGCUUCAAAGUUUGACACCUCCAUCCACCUUUCGGGUCAAGUUUGACAAAUGUGCACAGGUACUGGCUGACGCUGACCCUCCACAGUUGACGUUCUCCCUUCUGAUCCACAAUCUGAGUCCAGUGGGUGGCACCAACUUGUCUCAGGUGGCCAUUCGGGACUCCAUAUUUGGAAUAGUGCCUCUCAGAACAGACGGCAGAGUUGUGGAAAGAGGAUACCAAAUGUUUGCCAUUGAUUCUCUUGCUGCGGGAUCCCAAAUUAUUGUCAAUUAUACUGCUAAAAUAAGGAGCCAUAAAAAUGAAGCUCUGAACCUUCCUGCUUUCCUCACCUUCUCUAACUUGUCACAGAAUGACAUCCGCAUGUAUGGUCCAUUGACAGCUCAUCUAACAUUGAGGGUCAAUUCCACGGAUAAGAUUCAUCCAAAUCAUGGCGUGCACUUUGCUGGAUAUGUUGGUGGGUUCCUUGUUACUUUGGUGAUACUGUUGCUUGGCUUUCUGGCCGUGAACCUGUUAGGUGCCAGAACCAGACUGAGUCUUCUCCAGCAAAAGAAAAAGCAGGGCUAUCCAGAUCCAGAGUAUGCAGACUGCAACAUGAAUGAGGCUGCUAAAGACGAGGCAACUUUUGAAGACAAAACUGUAGACAUUAUGGUGCUGGAAGAUCCCCAGAACAUGAACCAGGCUUUGGAAAACAUCGAAAUGUCCACCCUGCUGCACGCAACCAACAAUUUGGAGGCCACGAGGAUUCAAAUCUACAAGGACGUGCUGUCUAUCCUGUUGGGGGGCCUGCGGGCCCACGGCCUGGUCAGCGUCCAGGCCCAGCAGAGACUUCUCAGCGUGCUGCACGGGCAGCUGCUCGGCAUGGAGGGUCGGCUGAAGGAGGAGCGAGGGGCCCGCAUGGCUGUGCUUGCGGGCCAGUGUAACCUGGAGACCAGGGAGGAGAUGGAAGCGGAGCAUCGCAGGCAAGCUGCAGAGAAGGCCCAGGCUGAGCUGCUGUGUCAUCAUGCUGAUCAACAGGAGCUCCUCCAGUGUAGUGUCCUGCUGGAGAAACUGCACAAGCUGAACCAGGCUCACCUGCAGCGCAUCCUGUUAGUUCGCCACGAAGAAGCCUCCGCGAAGGUCCAGAGGCAGAUCAUCGAAUGGCGUCGCGUGGAGCUUCAUAAGAUCUUCUCUGAGGAGCUGGAGGAGGCCACGAAAAUGGGCGAGUUGGAAACAGACACAGCCAAAAGUCUUCAGCACAGUUACUUCCAGUGUCAGGACCAGCUGGAGGAGAUCCUGGAUGUGGUCGUGGCCAACUGGCGCUACAUGCUAGCUGAGCGCUACGCCCAGAGGAAGUUCCUAUUACACAGCCUGCACAGCCUCAACAGUCUUAUUUCUGACACCUUCUCCAGCACCUCCUACAAUCUGAACAGCUUGUUUGCACAUGUCAGAAGAGGGAGCACGGUGUCUGAUGAACAACUGGCUCAGCUCCAGGACAAGGCCCAGAAGGAUCUAGUGAUUGUGAGGCAGAGACUGGAUGAGGCUCUGGGCCAAGAGAGGAGAGCGAUGCGAUGUGGAUUAAUCAAGAAGAGGAGGGAGCUCAUCUCUGACAUGCUUCAGGUCCACAUGCAGCAACAGAAGGACUUGUCUGGUCUGUCAAAGAAUCAGGAUGGAAGCAUAGAAGUAGCCCAACACCUGCACUGUUGGCAAAACCUUCUCACAACUCAUAGCUUGGAACUUGCUGAGCUCAUCAAUAACCUCGACGAGGAGGCUGCAGCGGACAUCCGCAAGGUGACCAUGCGUGUGAUCCAGAGCUCCAUGGCAGAGGUCAAAGCCAUUCUGCCCUCUGCGACGCAGACCCUGCUCCCUCUCCUGCCUCCAGGCAUGCAGCGCUCCCUGCUGCAGGCAGAACCUGAGGCAGGCCAAGGAGGGAGCACACUCCUGCAGGGCCAAGAGAGACUGCAUCAGGAAGGCAAGGCGGCCUUACGCACCCUCAGCUCUACCAGAGAUAGCCUUCAGAAAGCCAUGGAGAAGGAGCUGCAGGAGCAGAGGGAGCUCAGGGUUCACUGCAGAUCUUUCUUCGGACAUUUGUGUUCAUCCCAGUUGACUCUCUCGGAUAACGAGCAGCUAAAAAUUACGCUGGAGUUGCAGAAACGUCUUUCUGUGAUGGACCGCUGCCUUAUGCUGCCUCACGCCGUGUCCAGAACCAAAGUCCACACCUCCGUCUCAGCUUGGAGAAAAGACAGAGAGCAGCAGAUGAAGAACCCACAUUUUAAAGGGAAAGCCAAAGAGGACACACCUGACCUAUUUCACUUCCACAAAAAGUUGAAAGAGCAGAUGCAACUGUUUGAGAAGGCGAGUGAGAUAGACGACAUUGUCAAAGACAAGGUAGUGGAGGAGAUCAGGAAGGAGAGAGAAGUUUACUUGCGCACUCAGUCCGACGCUCUGGCAACACAGAUGGCUGCAAUUCACUGCCAGAAAGCUGAGAGGAGGACCAGAGUCUUCGAGACGUCCAGAGCACUGCUCACCCUGCAAAGUCUUCUCAUUCAUCACCUGCGAGAGACAAAGAGUAUGGAGAGACAAGAAAUGGUCCAAAGUAUACAGAGGCACUGUCUGGGCUUGGAGGAAGCAGAGCGCCAGCUGCAGGAGGAGAGCAUGAACCUGGACGGGCUGCAAUGGGACGGCAGGUCAACUCCCACACACACGGAGGACGUCGAUGCAGAGGGAGGUGGCGAGGAGAAGAACAUGUUUGGGCUGCAGCACGAUAGCAGAAUGUCGCACAUCCUCCAGGAGGCUUUCACUAAGCGUGAUGAAGUCAUGGCAAAAGUGUCAGAGAGGUUGCAGGAGAUGGUCACCAGCAAUCAGGUUAUGGAAGAUUUCAGAGAACAAAUACAGCUGAAGAAACUUCAUUCCAGCUGUGAUCAGGACCUGCUGUUUGCAUCAGAACUGCUCAAACAGAGUGGGAUAUCUGUGGAGGUUCUCCUUGAGCUUCUGCGUCUGCUCAUGCCCACAAUGCCUGAGAGUGAAUUUGUGUCCAUCACUGAUGCCCUCUGCCCCAAGCAGCACCUUGGUUCAUCAUCCACAGAGCAGGAGCCUUCUGGGUCCAGUUUGCUUCUUCCUGUCAAACUGAGGGAGGACCUGGUGCACAGAAGUAUGCUAAACAGCUGUGUGGAAGGCUCCAGAUCCCAUAGACUGCAGGGAAAGAGGCAAGGCCUGAUGGAAAGACUUCUUCCCUCUUCUUGCCCGCCAAGUCCAACAGAUGUUGCGGUGAAAGGGGAGAUGGAGAACUUUGCUAAAGUACAGCAGCGCCGGUUUAAAUCAGCCAUGACUGACAACCCAGGCCAGCAGAGCGAGGCUCCCAAAGCAAAGAAGGAAACCCUGCACAGCUCGGCAGAAGAAGAAGACGUGAUGGCGACUUCGGCCAACUUGGAAGUGAUCUGCCAGGCCACCGGUGAAAGGCUGUUUGUCUUCCGUGAGCCGCCUCAAUCCCUUCUUGGUGUCACGUCCCCCAAGAGAAAGAAGAAAAGGAACUUCCUCAAUUUGAAGAAAGGCUUAGUGUCGCCAACACAUCAAACUUAACGACUAUUUCCUCAUUAGGGUCGCAGGUGAGCUAGCGUUUAUCUCAACACUUUGGCUGAGAAAGAGAUGCAAACAUUGAAUCAUCUCUAAAAAUAACAUGAAGGCACAGGCUUGGCCAAAGUGAGUGGAAUUCAUGUAUACAUGUUUACAUUUACGUAUUUGAAAGACUAUUUCAAACAUUUUCAUUACAUGCUUGAAAAGGAAAACAGUCUUAAAAAACGUUUUUAAUAGCUUUUAGUGGCAAAUGUGUCAAACAAAAGUUCAUAUGUGUAGUAUUGAGCCUUCAGACCUGCCAAACUUUGUAGUUGUUUUUUACAGUGAGUCAAGUCCAUAUGUUUACAUAUAUUUGAAAAAUUAUUUUAAAUGUUUUCAUUACAUUCUAAAAACGAAAUGUUUUUUUUUUGUUUGUUUUUUAUAACGAAAAAUACAAAUUUAGUUUAAAAAGAUGCAAACAAAACAAAAUGUUUUAAUUGCUUUAGUUUUAAUAUGUACAAAAAGUCAUUAUUUGCAAUAUUUAGUCUUUACAUACUUCUUGUCCUCAUGCAGUUUAUGUAGCACUCAACUUUGUAUUUGUAAAGAAGAAGGUGUUAAAAAGGGUGUGUCAGUCGAUGGCGGAGGGUGUGUCAGUCGAUGGGGGA